ACCAGACUAACGCGUUGGCGAUGCGCUCUCUCCGGCUUUGUCUCUGCACGGUUCUGCUUUCCGUAUCAGUCCGGGGAUACAACUAUUCGAUUGGUGCUUGGUCAAUGUCCGGCGCUGAUGUGGUCUCUGCGGUGGAAGGGGCCUCCGCUGUGUUACCGUGUACUUUCACCCACCCACGCAUUGAAGUCGCCCCGAACGGCUCUGUCAUCUGGUCCAAGAUAGGAUCAGGUGCUGCACCAGUGGUUUUUAACUGCACAUUUUUCGCUCCCGGCCGCUCCCGGUGCAAUAUGACACAGGAAGCUGGAGGAGGGCGGUUCGGAUUCGUGGGGAACCACGGUAAGAGAGAUGCCUCGAUAAUGGUGGAGCGUCUGAACCGGAGUGACGGUGGUCAGUAUCAGUGCCGGGUGGAGCUCAAUAUUUAUAAACUUCGAUCAGUGGUUCUAACGAAGCUCUCUGUGACAGCUCCCAAAGAGAGUGUCUCUGUGAUGACUGGAACCAAGGGAGCUUCGGCCGCGUUACCCUGUGUGUUCACACGGCCUCGGCAGAGCCUCACCGCACACACGGUGACGUGGAUGAGGAAGGAACCCUACCGACACAUCGUCACCUUCAUGCACCAAGGAAAUGGAUCGUGGGCAGCGGAAAACGGAGUGACUCGGUACGAGCUCGUCGGGGACCCAGAACUGGGAAACGCCUCGACCAGGAUAAAGCAGCUGAGUGCGGAGGACACCGGUGGCUACCUGUGUCUGGCUGAGUUCAGGGACUUGGACAAACAUUAUCCACACUUCCACGGACAGCAGCUCAAUCCCCCAUAUAUCCAUGUGUUUCAGAGUGAGAUCCGGCUGCAGGUCAGACCAGGGACAGGCGCUUCUGAAACCGUGCUGAUGUUGUGUAUCCCAGUCGGACUGAAAACUCUCGCCCUUUUAGUGAUGGGCGCCGUUCUCUACUGUGACAAACUCAGAAAGGGAGAAGAGUCAUCCAACACAGGAGGCUGAGAAGACCAGAUUGCCAAGAAUCAGGUGCAGCCGCCCCGCCCCGCCUCGCUCCAUCAUCUUACCACACUCUGGGUGCGGGCACUUCUGCUCUUAUUUCCAAAUUGCUUUCCGAUUUUAUGUGUUUUCCGGUUCCAGCCCCUCUGACAUUCAGCAAUUUUGUUCUUGUCACGCCUGUCUUGUCCUGUUAGAAUUUUACUCGGCUCUAUGAGUUCCCUUUCAUUUCUCUCAACUCCAGGGACUAUGGAGCCAACUGAUUCCACCUCUCAUCAGGUCAGUUCUGCACACCCUGGGAUCCUCAUAAACUUUCACUGCACUCGCUCUGUGACAAAUCACCCCAACUCAGACAAAUUUAAAACUACACAGACUUCAGACAGGGACUCACCAAGACCCUGUACAGCUAUAGCAAGACAUCCUUUCUUCUGUUCUUAAAAUACCUUGCGAUGAAUGUCAACGUAACAGUUGCUUUCUAGAUAAUCACUGCUCAACUUCUGUUCUUCGUGUACCGGGAAAUCCAUUUCCUUCCUCCCUCUCACCAUUCAGAAAACAAUCUGCAUUGCUAUAUUUAGCCUCAUGUUUGUCUACAUUAAACUGCCUCUGCCAUUCCUUUGCCCUCCCGACUAACUGCUGCAAGUCACAUAGAAAAAUUGUCAUCUCCUCCGGGCAUUGCGCCACCCUCAGAGCUGGAGGUGUUAAAAUUAUUUCCCUCAUCAACUUACUUGCUGUCGACUUUGAACAACUGGGCAUAAACACAAAUGCCUCUAGUUGGCCUCCAAUUACUGACUGCCACCUGGGAAAAGACCUGUUUCCUCAUCCAUUUUGUUGUUGGAAUCAGAUGUUUUAAAUCCAAAGUUCUUCCAGAUGCAGACAGCAUGGGAAUUUAAAAUGCAGCCUAACCUUUUUUGAGAAGAGGAACGGGGCAAGGGGCAGAAUGGCCUAGUUCUUUUCCAGCUCUUGCUCUAUCACGCCGAAUAGACCAGCACAGCACACUCAAGACCUUUCAGCCCAUAACGUUGACCCAACUUUUUAACCUACUCCAAGCUCAGUCGUGUGACUCAGUAGAGUAGCGGUUAUGGCAUUGAGCACCAGUCGGGGUUGAAUUCCCACCGCAGAGAUUUCCUGGUGGUGGCCGAUGGAAUAGCAGCAAUUUUCUGUUGCUCCAACUCUAAUUAGCUUACUAUUUCCAAUCUGUCUUGAAACCUCCUUUUUAAGUGUGAUUUUUUUUUCCAUUAUGGCUACAUUAUGGGGUGGCAGAGGUACUAAAAAGGAUGAUCUCCCUGCUUCUUUGGAUUCUACUAUGGAUUUGCUGCAAAGUCAUACACGAGAAAACUCUGAGAAGUUUCAACAAUUCAGCUGUGACUUUAAACAAAUAGAUGGUAUAUUGAAUUCUAUUCAGCAAACACUUAAGGAACACGAUAUACGUAUAAAAACUAACGAAGCAAUAUUGUCGUCUCUGGAAACGGAAGUGGAUGAACUGCAAAAACUUUGUGAAAAGCAACCAAAGUUCAACGAAAAACUAAGACAGAAGAUUAUCAACAUAGAAAAUAGAAGUAGAAGGAACAACCUACGGGUUCUGGGUCUCGAAGAAUUAAUCGAAGGUAAUCAUCCUAUGGAAUUCUUUGAAAAUUUUCUGCAAGAAUUAUUUCUGGAAAUUUUGGCAUCUUUGCCUGUGAUUGACCGAGUUCACAAGUCCCCCGUGUUUCGUUAUAACAGAGAUAGACCAAUAUCUGUAAUCAUUUGCUUUCAUGAAUUAAAAACAAAGGAUCCGUUAAUACGUGAAUUUCGUCGAAGAGGCAUGCUUCCCUAUCGUGGCGGCAAGAUUAGAAUCGUGGAAGACUACACACUGGAGGUUAUGCAGGAAUGUGAUAAGUUCAAAGAACUAUGUCCAAAUUUUUAAUAAGGAUUUUAAACUGUUAUCCAGCCCAUCUCAGAAUCACACUGAAAAACGGAUCUUCCGAAUGGUUUCGAAAGCAGAAGCUGAAGCAGAAAGGUUUGUAAAAUCCGAAGGCUAGCUGCUUAGUCUGUCUUUACCUGGGAAACGUAUAGCUCACAAAUCCCGCCAAAACGGCAUGGUUCGUUAGAAAGUGCAAUAUUAAGAUUCCCGAAGACUAUUUGCUCGAGGUAAUGCAGGUAUGUGCUAAGUUUAAACAAUCUUUGCUGGAAUUUUUUUUAUUAAGGGUUAACCCAUCCCUUGGGUACCUAGUUUGCCUGCGAAUCACAUUAAAGCUGGACCCUUCGAAUGGUUUCUUUGGAAUGCUGAAGCUUAAAGAUUUUUUUUUAAAUUUAAAAGCUAACUGCUUAUCCUUUUUUCAUGAAGAUAUAAGAUUAAACGUUUAAUGUCUUCCAGUAUGAAUAAUGGUAACGUUUACUUUUGGCAAACCUUUGUAACCAAUUUCCUUUUAUAUUUUUUAAUACUGUAUUUUUGAAAUGCGAGAAUUGAAUCUCUUGUCUGGAAAUUGUUUAGACUAGAUUGGAAUAUAAACAACUUGAAACUAUUUGGAGCGAUCACGAGGUAUUUUGGGGGGUUGUGUUGUAGAUGUCGGCUUCCUAUGGGUCGACUUUCUUUCUUUGGGAGGUGGUUUUUUUUCUCAGAAGCUGAUUUCGAAUUUUUUUCACCCAACUUGUUGCUUGGUUACCAUUUCACAAGGUUUAAGGAUUCGUUUUAACUUACAUUUUAACCCUUUCUUUAAAUUAUUCUAAAAAUAGACCAAACCAUUAAUCUACUCAGUUUUAACAUGAAAGGGUUAAAUCAUCCUGUCAAAUUAAUAAGAUUUCUGCUUAUAUCAGGAAAUUUAAGGCCCCUAUUAUGUUUCUACAAGAAACUCACCUACGCAAAUGUAAUAAUCUACGUUGUUUUAGGCGUUGGAAGGGUAUUUGUUUUCAUUUGUCUGUUCACGACAUAUCUAGAGUAGUUUCGAUUAUUAAAGAUAACACACUUUCCUUUGUCCAACAUAAAGUUGUCUCUGAUACUAAUGGACUUUUUUUAUAGUUUCAGGAAAACUAGAUAAUAAAUUAAUAGGAUUUGCCAAUGUGUAUGCCCCCAAUGUAGAUGAUCCAGGAUUCUUCGAGCGUUUUUGUUUUGUUUCUAUCAGAUCUGAGUCUUUAUUGUUUGGUGAUGGGAGGAGAUUUUAACUGCUGUUUGGACCCAAUCUUAGACCGAUCAUCUUCUGAACCAGCGUCUCUUAACAAAUCAGCUUUGUUUAUUCAAUCUUUUUUUUAUUGAAAUGUGGCAUUUUGAUAUUUGGCGUUUCUUACACCUUUUAGAUGGGGCGUACUCGUUUUUUUCCCAUGUUCAUCAUACAUUUACCAGGAUUGAUUUUUUUUAUUGAUAGUCAAAUGAUUUCAUCAGUUCGUUCCUGUAAAUAUGAAGAGUUUGCUGUUCCAGAUCAUGCUUUUGUAUUUCUAUCUUUAAAUCUCCCUGGUUUUCCUCAAACAAACAGAAUUUGGCGUUUUAAUACAACUUUGUUAUCUGAUAAGGUAUUUUUAAAAUUUAUAGAGAGGCAUAUUAUAUUAUUUUUGAAGAGAAUAGGAAGGAAGAGACUUCUAAUCUUAUUGUAUGGGACACUUUCAAGGCCUAUAUUAGAGGACAAAUUAUUUCUUAUACUGCGAGCGUUAAGAAUAAAGCUAAUAAAGAAAGAAUAGAUCUAGCCAACCAGCUGAAACAAUUAGAUCAAAAAUAUGCUAUAGCUCCAGAUCCUGUUUUAUAUAAAAGAAGUGUUGAAGUUAAGUCUAAAUAUGAUCUUCUGUUAACGUAUCCAAUUGAAACUGAACUUCUUAAAGAUAAAACUCAAUUUUGCGUUCACAGAGAUAAAUCAGGCAACGUAUUGGCCAACCGAUUAAAACCUUUUGUAGUUAAACGACAAAUUAAAGAGAUUUGCAGAACAAACGGGGAUAGGACAACUGAUCACUCUGAAAUAAAUGAUACCUUUACAGAAUUCUAUUCUAAACUUUAUAGUUCUGAUUCCUCUAAAGAUAAUACUGUAAGAAACAAUUUCUGGAUCAAAUAAAUAUCCCUGCACUUUCUGCAGAUAACUGUAAACAGAUGGAUCAACCCAUUUCUUAUGACGAAAUUGCCGAGGCUAAUAUGUUCAUUACACUCGGGGAAAGCUCCGGGCCCAGAUGGAUUUUCUGGAGAAUUUUAUAAGGCUUUUUCUUCAUUAAUUAUACCGCAGUUGCACUUAAGUCUUUCUGACUCUUUCUAAUUGGGUAGCUUGCCUCAAUCUUUCUAUGAAGUCUGUAUGUCACUUAUCCUAAAGAAGUAGAAGGACCCAACUGAAUGCUCUUCAUACAGGCCAAUAUCAUUACUCAAUGUUGAUACUAAAAUCCUUUCUAAAAUUCUGGCUCGAAUUUUUAGAAUAGAAAUUCUACUUUCUAUUAUUUCUGAUGAACAGACUGGUUUUAUUAAAAAACGACAUUCUCAUUUUAAUAUGUGCCGUGUAUUAAAUGUUACUUACUCUCAAUCCCAGGAGAUAUUGGAAUAUGUGAUAUCAUUAGAUGCUGAGAAAGCCUUUAAUCGGGUUGAAUGGCGUUAUUUAUUAAAAAUCUUAGAAAAAUUUAGUUUUGGACCAGAUUUUAUUCAUUGGAUUAAAUUACAUUAUUUAUGUCCUUCUGCCCUGGUUGAUCAAAAUUCCAAACCAUUUAAACUUCAUUGUGGAACUAGACAAGGCUGUUCAUUGAGCCCUUUGCUCUUUGAUCUAGCUUUAGAACCUCUUGCCAUUGCUUUUCGAGAAUUUAAUGAUAUCUGUGGUAUUUUAAAGAGAGGUGUUACUCAUAAAAUCUCGCUUUACGCGGAUGAUAUAUUGCUGUUCAUCUCUUAUGUUGAGACCUCGUUACCUUGCAUUCUUUCUUUACUCAGUUUUAGCCAGUUUUCAGGAUAUAAAUUGAACCUACAUAAGAGUGAAUUAUUUCCUUUAAAUAAUUGGGUAUCAAUUAAUGCUAUUCUCCCUUUUAAAUUUGUAAGUAAUCAAAUUACUUAUUUGGGUGUAACAGUUGCUAAGAAUUCCAAACACCUGUUUAAAGAAAAAAAUUCUUACUUUAUUGAAUUAUGUAAAAAAGAUACCAUUAAAUUGAUCACCUUUUUCAAUAACGUUGAUUGGACGAAUUAAUUUUAUUAAAAUGAAUAUUCUACCUAAAUUUAUAUAUCUUUUUAAGGCUUUACCCAUUUUUAUUCCUAAAUCCUUUUUUGACUCUCUUGAUUCUAUUUUAUCCUCUUAUAUAUGGAAAAAUAAACAUCCUUGUUUAAGUAAAGUUCAUCUUCAAAAAUCUAAAAAGGUCUGGAGGUUUAGCCUUUCCUAAUUUUAGGUUUUAUUACUAGGCAGUUAAUAUAUGAUAUCUUAUGUUUUGGCUAUAUUAUAUUAAUCAUGUAGAUUUUCCGGUAAGUGUUUCAUUAGAAGCUAAAUCUGUUGACAAAUUUUCUAUUAUUUCUCUUCUUGGAUCCCCACUUCCUUUAUCUGUAAGCAAACUAACUGAUAAUUUAAUAGUUAAACAUAUUCUGAGGAUCUGGAUACAAUUUAGAAAACACUUUGGUUUAUUGAGAUUUUCCCUUUCAAGCUCAAUUUAUUCUAUUUUUUUUAAACCCUCUAUGAUUGAUUUAGUUUUUAAGGAAAGGACAGAUUGGGUAUUGAAUGAUUUUGGGAUCUGUUUGUUGGAGGAGACCUUUCUUCAUUUGAGCAAUUGUUGGCUAAAUAUAGUUUACCCAAAAGUCACUUUUUUAGAUAUUUACAAAUCAGAGACUUAUUAAGAUUUCAAUUAUGUACAUUCCCUAUAAGCUCAGAUAAGAACUUACUAGACGUAAUUUUUAGUUUGACACCUUUUCAUAAUGGUUCAAUACCUAAGAUUUAUGGCAUGUUACUGGAGAUGAGGAAUGUUUCUUCAGACAAAAUUAAAAAUCUCUAGGAACACGAUUUACAGGCAUCGCUAUCUGAGGAAACUUGGAAUGAAAUUUUUAAACUGGUUAAUACUUCAUCACUAUGUGCUCUUCAUUCCCUCAUACAAUUUAAGGUGGUACAUAGAGCUCAUAUGACUAAGGAUAAGCUAUCUCGUUUUUAUUCAGAUAUACCUCCCUGCUGUGACAGAUGUAAUAAUGGAGAAGCUUCAUUAAUUCGUAAGUUUUGGACGUCCGAAUCUUGAAAAAUAUUGGAAGGAAGUUUUUAAACUUUUUCCUUACUUUUUAAAGUCAAUUUUAAGCCUAAACCUCUGAUGGACCUAUUUGGUAUUGUUACAGGACAAGAUUUUAAGCUAAAGACAUCUGACUUACAUACUUUGGCCUUCAGCUCUCUUAUAGCUAGGAGGAUGCUUUUGUUUUAUGUUUUUCUUCCUACUCAUGCUCAAUGGUUAUAUGAUGUUAUGUCGUGUUUAGAUGUAGAGAAGAUUCAUUGUUCAAUUUCUGAAUCUCGUCAAGAUUUUCAAACAAUGUGGGGACCUUUACUGAAUUAUUUUCAAAGCCUUCAAUUUGUUAUUUAAGCUCAGAUGUUGGCUAUUAUUAAUUUUUAUUAUAUAAGAAGGUAUUUACCUUUUCUUGGUAGGGGUUAGAGUGUUUUUUGUAAUAAAUUAGUAUAGUUUAAUAUAAAUAAUGAUUAACAUAUGAUUACGGGGUAAUGUAAUUAUUAUUAUGAUCAGACAAAAUGUAACUGUUUUAAAAAUCUUUUCUGACCUUUUGUAUACACUUUCUUGUAUUCUCUAUUCUUCUAUGUAUAUUGGAAUAUUGGAAAGAAUUCCUACCGCUGUCUGGACUCAGGGUGCUGGGUCAUUAAAAGAAGACAGAUUGGCUCUGAGCCAAUCUGUUAUUGUCAGUCUCGGGGGUGGGGAGGGGGAAGCACCAAUAGCUGAUUCAUUCUUUACACUAAUUUCAUCACAUAAGCUGUAAAGUCCAGAACCUCAGGACACACGGUAAUAGUCUGAAAUGAGCAGAUAUUUCCAAGUGUGAUGAAGUUACAAAUUUGAGUAGAAAAUUCUUUACACCCAAAUAGAGAACAGACAUUUUUGUCUCCAGCAGAGAAGUAGAUGGUCAUCCAUUAAAGUGUAGACUGCUGGGCUGGAUGACCGAAUGGCCUACACAUGUUAACAUGGUGGAAGAGGAGGGACUGAAACUGCGAGGGAAACAGGGAGGUGGAUCUGGGCCAUACGCAUUGAGGGAUGAAGCUCAGGAAUGGAUAG
Messenger RNA from Hypanus sabinus (Atlantic stingray), 8144 nucleotides. RefSeq names its product sialic acid-binding Ig-like lectin 15. NCBI's taxonomy places the organism in Eukaryota, Metazoa, Chordata, Chondrichthyes, Myliobatiformes, Dasyatidae. Gene Ontology annotation, cellular component: plasma membrane. Bases 21 to 992 code for a protein of 323 amino acids. The record is from RefSeq and is a predicted model, not a curated record. Gene Ontology annotation, biological process: regulation of actin cytoskeleton organization; regulation of osteoclast development; regulation of bone resorption. The transcript is spliced from 5 exons.